AUGUCGGGCGGAGAAUGUGGAAACGACAAGGAGGUGAUGGCGGUUGCAUUUGUCCGAGAUGCGUUCAGGAAUGGAAGUUACGGAAAUGGUGGCCAUCGUAAGGAUUUUACAUCCGGCAACCAUCACGUGGAGGUGCGGUGUUCACCGUGGGGUGUUUAUUACGCUAACGUUACUGUGGUCGCCAACGCUGCUGGGGUGAGAGUUUGCCUUUCAAGCGACGUUGCUGAUCUAGUAAUGCGUGACCCAGGACUGUUAGGCCAACGUCACGUGACGCAGGAGGAGCUACUGCUCAUGGUACAUGGAGGGCUGACUUUGCUAAAUACAACUGAUGAUCUGUCAUUUCGCCACGCAAUGAACGUUAAGAUCUUGUUUGAGAGUGUGGCAGGACUCAGAGAGCUGCUGGUUUCAAGAGUACUUUCCCUGGUCAUGCAUAGAAUCACGAGAAACUUAAAUGGGUACCAGAUGGCUGCAAACGAUGCUAUCCUGACAUUCCUCAGGGAAAGUCCGCCGCCUUCAGCUGGACUUCGGCUGGACUUCCGAAACACAAUGAAUUCGAUAGUAGCUUUUGACGGCAUAACGGAUAGCAUGAUAAAGACGUGCCUGGAGAUGACAACGGAACCCGCACUGGCGUUUGCGAUGCUAGCGGACCCGGGUGUUAACAUCCUCAAGACAGUUGAAGCGAAGUCGGCACUAGCCGAUAGAAGUACCUCAUUGAUGAACAUGUCCUUGGGUAGGUUGAACUUCCUGCUGCAUAUUGCUAUCAUCCACUUGGGCAUGAACCGUCCAAUGGAUCCCGGAGUAGGUGACUUUGUAAAAACGGUCGAGCUAGAGGCGGUACUGGAAUCCUUGGGAGUGCUUCAUUCGCGAGUUUUACGCGGCUCCAGAGUGUUUUACCCGUCACAGCCGUACGCUGCAAACCUGAUAAAGGUCAGCCCUGAGGAUGAGAGACUUCUCCAGCUGGUAGUGAAGAUGAUUGUGGCUGCAAGGGUGAAGUGGCGGUUGAUCAAAUUAGAGAGGUAUGGGGGCAACCGUCAUUCAUUGAGUUACACGAAUACAUGGUGUGAGCAAGGGGGUGCCUGGCCUGAGGACGACAUUAAGGAAGCAGAAAUAAAAAGAAUCCCCGUGAAUGGGAGCACAGUUGCAAGGGUGUUUAAGAACGGUCCCUUUGAGAGAAAAUGUGUGCUUGCCUCAGAAAGGCUUGUCGAGUACACCCUGUGCGGGGGGAACUUCUCAAUACUGGCAUGCGACCAAGCACAGUGGUUAGUGCCCAAAAACACCGCGCGAAUAACAACAGCCAUGAGUAGGGUACGCCGCAGCGUUCUGCACGGUUUGUACACGCCGGGGACCGAAAUAGGCAGAGCCUGGCCUUAUGCAACGCGAAUUCUCGUAGCGAACGUAGCGCUUGCACCGUUAAAUUGCGAUCUUGGGAUCAUCAGAGAUAAUCCGGAAAGAGAGUACAUGCUACUACAAUGUUUAUCCGAGAACCUUGUCCCAGAUGCUGAGGGUACACAGUUUUACACUUCUGAAAAUGCUUUGCUACAUAAAAUGUUGGAAAGGUACUACGGCCCUAACGUAGUGCUGCCAAGGGAAGUGGAACUUGUAGGGUGGAAGAACUCAACCGACCACAUAGCGCUCAUCUUAGGAGCUGUUAGUCUAUGUGUAGAGAAAACGGACGGAGCGGUGAGCCUGAAGGAGACCUGUGCGACCAACGACGAUACUGCCGGACUUAUGUCGGGAGCUGCAGUGCGCAACUUUUACAGGACUCUCCAGAUGCCGCUUACGGGAAUAAAUAAUGCCAAUCCCGGCAUGCCGUUGUUGGUUAAGGGCAGGCCACUCGACACGACUGUGCGGUUGUGGCUUGAAACAUGUACAACCAACAAACGCAGUCCAGGUCCGGUCUUCACGUGGAGCAGUGGAAAAUUCGGGAACGUACUCGGUACGGCGCUAGUGGCCAAUAGUGCGGCAGAGGAGCUGAGCCAGAACACCAUUGGUGACACGAUUUUAAUUUUCACGGCGCUGGUUGUGGUUUUUGUGGUAUCAAUCAAAACGCAAAAAUAUGAAUCAUUCUCUUUGCUUGCUCUGGCCAUAGCUGUUGGAGGCAAAGGAGAAACAAUGCCUUGGAUUGAUAUAUAUAACACUAUGAAAAGCAGGGAAGUGAACCUUACGUUGGCAGGCAAGUCAAAUGGUCUCAUGAUUGUGCUGGCAUCAACAAUUCUGACAUUUGCCUACCCGACUCCAUCUGAGGGGGCGGUGCUCACUGCAGUACUGGUGACGGCUACACUAGUAAUUAUCCAGACUGUACCAAUGACUCUGCUGAAAAUAGAAGAACAAAUGGCAAUAGACAGUGUUGUGUUGGGAUUGGGGCACACAAAUCUGUUGGGAUCGCGCAUGUUGGUAUCAGGCUAUAAGUACCCUGAACUACGCUGUGCUGACGGUGUGACCCCGUAUCUGGGGCCAGUCAGUUUGGCGGAGAGAACAAACGAAGUUGCGGAGACGUUUGGAUAUCAAAUACCGGCACACACAAAUGUCCCGCAACCAAAGUUUGUGGUGUCACCAAUAGUUGUUGGUUAG
Phaeodactylum tricornutum CCAP 1055/1 is the source of this 2571-nucleotide messenger RNA. RefSeq lists its product with no specific name. The record is from RefSeq and is a predicted model, not a curated record. NCBI's taxonomy places the organism in Eukaryota, Bacillariophyta, Bacillariophyceae, Surirellales, Neidiaceae. The transcript has a single exon. The coding region runs from base 1 to 2571 and encodes 856 amino acids.